Messenger RNA from Rhinolophus ferrumequinum (greater horseshoe bat), 3227 nucleotides. It is a transcript of the gene SYDE1, whose product is annotated as synapse defective Rho GTPase homolog 1. The record is from RefSeq and is a predicted model, not a curated record. The transcript is spliced from 8 exons. Gene Ontology annotation, biological process: signal transduction. NCBI's taxonomy places the organism in Eukaryota, Metazoa, Chordata, Mammalia, Chiroptera, Rhinolophidae. Bases 68 to 2272 code for a protein of 734 amino acids.
GGGCGGGGCGGGAGAGGGGCGGCGCGGCCGGACCCGGGCGCGCACUCGGCCCGGCCGGGGCCCCAGCAUGGCCGAGCCGCUGCUCAGGAAAACCUUCUCCCGCCUGCGGGGCCGGGAGAAACUUCCCCGGAAAAAGUCCGACGCGAAGGAGCGCGGCCUCCCAGCCCAGCACCCAGAGCCCAGUCCUCCAGAGCCAGAGCCCCAGGCCCCCGAAGGGUCCCAGGCUGAAACAGAGGGACCCCCCAGCCCUGAGGCAUCUCGCAGUCCUGCGCGGGGGGCCUACCUGCAAAGCCUGGAGCCCAGCAGCCGCCGAUGGUUGCUGGGUGGGGCCAAGCCACCAGAGGAGGCCACAUUGGGGCCUGGGGCACCUGGCAGUGGGGAGCCUGCUGGAGAGAUCUGGUACAACCCCAUCCCUGAGGAGGACCCCAGACCGCUGGCACUUCAGUCCCCAGGGCCACAGCCAGGCUUGGCGGAGUCAGAGGGCCCGGCCUCAGAAGGCAUGGCCCCUGCCAGUCCCCCAACCAAAGCCUCACGCACCAAGUCCCCAGGCCCUGCCAGGCGCCUCUCCAUGAAAAUGAAGAAGCUGCCGGAGCUACGGCGCCGCCUGAGCCUGAGGGGCACCCGAGCUGGACGAGAACGCGAGAGGGCCGCCCCCACUGGCUCUGUCAUCAGCCGUUACCACCUGGACAGCAGCGUGGGGACCCCCGGGCGGGCAGCUGUGGCGGGGGGUACCAGGGGCCCUCAGGCCGGGUACCUCAGUGAUGGUGACUCACCGGAACGCCCAGUGGGUCCCCCAUCACCCACCACCUUCCGGCCCUAUGAGGUGGGCCCAUCGGCCCGGGCGCCCCCAGCUGCACUCUGGGGCCGCCUCAGCCUGCACCUGUAUGGGCUGGGGGGGCUGCGGCCAGCACCCGGGGCUACCCCGAGAGACCUCUGCUGCCUGCUGCAGGUGGAUGGAGUGGCCCGGGCCCGCACAGGACCACUACGUGGGGGGCCCGACUUCCUACGGCUGGACCACACCUUCCACCUGGAACUUGAGGCUGCCCGGCUGCUGCGGGCCCUGGUGCUGGCAUGGGACCCUGGUGUGCGGCGGCACAGGCCCUGUGCCCAGGGCACUGUGCUGCUGCCCACAGUUUUCCGAGGGUGCCAGGCCCAGCAGCUGGCUGUGCGCCUGGAGCCCCAGGGGCUGCUAUAUGCCAAGCUGACCCUGUCCGAGCAGCAGGAAGCACCAGAUACAGCUGAACCCCGCGUCUUCGGGCUGCCCCUGCCGCUGCUAGUGGAGCGGGAGCAGCCCCCCGGCCAGGUGCCCCUCAUCAUCCAGAAGUGUGUUGGGCAGAUCGAGCGCCGAGGGCUACGGGUAGUGGGGCUGUACCGUCUGUGUGGCUCCGCAGCCGUGAAGAAAGAGCUUCGGGAUGCCUUUGAGCGGGACAGUGCAGCUGUCUGCCUCUCUGAGGACCUGUACCCCGACAUCAAUGUCAUCACUGGCAUCCUUAAGGAUUAUCUUCGGGAGUUGCCCACCCCACUCAUCACCCAGCCCCUCUAUCAAGUGGUGCUGGAGGCCAUGGCCCGAGGGCCCCCAAGCAGGGCUCCCCUCAGCGCGGAGGGCACCCGUGGGCUCCUCAGCUGUCUACCGGAUGUGGAGAGGGCCACGCUGACGCUUCUCCUAGACCAUCUGCGCCUCGUCUCUUCCUUCCAUGCCCACAACCGCAUGACCGCGCAGAACCUGGCCGUAUGCUUCGGUCCCGUGCUGCUGCCAGCGCGCCAGGCCCCCACCAGGCCCCGCAUCCGCAGCUCUGGCCCGGGCCUUACCAACGCAGUGGACUUCAAGCGCCACAUCGAAGUGCUGCACUACCUGCUACAGGCUUGGCCAGAUCCCCACAGAUCCCCAGAGGCUCCAGACCUCGCCCCCUACCUGCGGCCCAAACGACAGCCGCCGCUGCACUUGCCACUGGCGGGCCCAGAAGUAGUGACUCGGCCCCGUGGCCGGGGCGGUCCUGAAAGCCCUCCGAGCAACCGCUAUGCCGGCGAUUGGAGCGUUUGCGGGAGGGACUUCCUGCCCUGUGGGCGGGACUUCCUCUCCAGUCCGGACUACGACCACGUGACGGGCAGCGACAGCGAAGACGAGGACGAGGCAGGUGAGCAGAGGGGCGCCGCUGACUUCGAAGACGAUUUCGAGGCGCCCUUCAACCCGCACCUGAACCUCAAAGACUUUGACGCCCUCAUCCUGGACCUGGAGAGAGAACUCUCCAAGCAGAUCAACGUGUGCCUCUGAGCCGGGCAGGACCCCGAUUCCUAAAGGCCGGGCUCCUUGUUGCUAAGAUGGUGCCCUGACUACCGAGAGGGACCACACAUGUCGCUCAGGCAUAGCUCCUGGUUACUGAGGAGUUGCCUGGCAACCCGCCAGCCCGAUACUGAGAAUCAUUUCCUGUUUCCAGUGCUAAAUAUUUGGGUACUGGUUACCCGGCCAGGGACAGGGGUUCUCGGGACCAGUCGUGUGGCCGUCUUUUGUGAGCACCAAGGGCUUCUCCCGCUUGCUGAGCUGGCCUCUCUUGCCUCCGCUUGGCCAGGGAAACACCUUCAGGUGUUACUGUGAGCAUCACCCUGGGAUAGUGAGACAUCCCCCAGUCCUUUGCUGCUGCCAACCAAAUCAGUAUUAGCUUUGAGCACUGCACUCUGCUUUUCCCUCGGGCGGCCAGAGGACUAUCAGGAGGUGCUGUUUGGGGCAGCGUAGGGGCAGCCGCUAUGCUGGGCUCCAGCUGGACAGGGACAGCUUGGGGCUUAUAGAAAAACAGAUGGUUUCCCCACUCUUCCAGGGAAAACCCCACACUUGCCUCAAACCAGCAAUUGAAGAUGGCAGAGUCUGGCCCUUCCCCUCCCCAAUUCUUCCUCCCCAUCCCUGAAGAAAAUGAGCACUUACAAGACCUCCCUUUUGGAGGGGCCCCACCUGAAGUGUCAGGCGGGGGGCACUUUGGUACGGAACAUAUUUAUUGCCUGUGUGUGUGAUGAGUGUGCAUGGACACGUCUGGAGCGGGCAUGUGGGGCUCUUUCAGGGACCAUAGAGAGGGGAAAAGAUUCACAAUGCCGGGUACCCUGAAAUCCCCAGUAUUGGUGCCUCAGUGGGUCCCAGAGUUCCAGUGGGAGAGUAGGGUUCCCUCCUGUCUCCCCCAUCUUUCCCUCAUUUCCAUCUUUGUGGACAAUAAAUCAAUAUGCACAGGUUCUGGAAUGAA